Messenger RNA from Columba livia (rock pigeon), 1652 nucleotides. RefSeq names its product ring finger protein 126 (gene RNF126). Gene Ontology annotation, cellular component: cytoplasm. Gene Ontology annotation, biological process: protein ubiquitination. Gene Ontology annotation, molecular function: ubiquitin protein ligase activity. The transcript has 9 exons. The coding region runs from base 49 to 987 and encodes 312 amino acids. The record is from RefSeq and is a predicted model, not a curated record. Lineage: Eukaryota; Metazoa; Chordata; Aves; Columbiformes; Columbidae.
UGGGCGGGGCGGGGCCGGGCCGGGCGGCGGGGGGGGGGGGGAGGGAAGAUGGCGGAGGCUUCGCCGCAGCCGGGACGGUUCUUCUGCCAUUGCUGCUCGGCCGAGAUCGCCCCGCGCCUGCCCGACUACAUUUGCCCGCGGUGUGAGUCUGGUUUUAUUGAAGAACUCCCCGAAGAGCCGAGGAACGCUGAGAGCGAGAGCAGCUCCUCCACGGCAGCCAGCGAUCAGAGCCGGCAUCCCUUCGAGAACGUGGAUCAGCACUUGUUCACCUUGCCGCAGGGCUACGGCCAGUUCGCCUUCGGGAUCUUCGAUGACAGCUUUGAGUUUCCCUUUGGGUCCAACACGCCGUCGGAAGACAACAGGGACUCGGAGAACCGGCGGGAGCGGGAGCAUCAGUCUCGGCACCGCUACGGCGCGAGGCAGCCGCGGGCCCGCCUGGCCACGCGCCGUGCCGCGGGCAGGCACGAGGGCGUCCCCACGCUGGAGGGAAUUAUCCAGCAGCUGGUCAAUGGCAUUAUCGCACCUACGACAAUUCCAAACCUGGGACUGGGGCCCUGGGGAGUCUUGCAUUCAAAUCCGAUGGACUAUGCGUGGGGCGCCAAUGGCUUGGAUGCGAUUAUUACGCAGUUACUAAAUCAGUUUGAAAACACUGGACCACCACCAGCAGACAAGGAGAAGAUCCAGGCCCUCCCCACCAUACAGAUCACCCAGGAACACGUAGAUUCUGGGUUAGAGUGUCCCGUGUGUAAAGAAGACUACACAGUGGGUGAAAAUGUCCGGCAGUUACCGUGCAAUCAUCUCUUCCACGACAGCUGCAUAGUCCCGUGGCUUGAGCAGCACGACACGUGUCCCGUGUGCCGGAAAAGCUUAAGCGGACAAAACACUGCCACAAACCCCCCCGAACUCACGGGGAUGAACUUCUCGUCAUCCUCGUCCUCCUCUUCCUCCAGCUCACCAAGUAACGAAAACUCAUCGAACAACUCAUGAAUCUUAAUCCACCCCUCUGUCCCCGGGGCCCUGUCCCUUGUCCCCCCUCCCUCCCUGGCCAACGUCAGCAGCGAAAGGGGCUUCCAGAGCAGAGCGAGGGGAGGGAGCCCGGGGGGAGCAGCGUCCCCAGAACCCCCCUUUGAGUUCUGGAGCCACGGAGACUCUGGGUCCUUCUGGGACGAGAAGCCUCAAGUUGUGUGAUGGGGAAAGGGCUCUGUCUGUGAAUAAAAACACCCGUUUGCCGCGUGGACUUGGAACCGUUGGUGUGAGCGGCUGCUGCGCCCCGCCGGGGGGAGCCCCGCGGUGCCGAGCCAGCGGCUGCGGUUCGCAAUGGAAAGGUUGUUUGGCUGGGUUUGAGUCUGAGAUCCCUUAUUUCUUCUGCUCCUCCUCUCCCCUUGGGUACUAUCUCUUCUGCUUUGGAGGUUGAAGUCUUUAAAACAAAGCGUGAGGAUCCUGCCUCCCUCCCGGGACCUCCAGCUGGGGAGGGCCAGUAGUUGUCACUGAAACCACGAACUCUGGAAACAGACCCCGUUGUCCUUCCCGUCCCCAUCUCAAGUCCCAGUUCUUUUUCUUUAUAACCUCACCCUUCUGAUACUCAACACUGAAAGGGGUUUUUAUAAUUUUAAAUUAUUACUGCUGUUAAAUAAACAGACGUUUCAGCUCAA